Messenger RNA from Aquila chrysaetos chrysaetos, 10640 nucleotides. RefSeq names its product lysine demethylase 7A (gene KDM7A). The record is from RefSeq and is a predicted model, not a curated record. Gene Ontology annotation, biological process: regulation of transcription by RNA polymerase II; protein demethylation. Gene Ontology annotation, molecular function: transcription coregulator activity; histone demethylase activity. The coding region runs from base 147 to 2906 and encodes 919 amino acids. The transcript has 20 exons. Lineage: Eukaryota; Metazoa; Chordata; Aves; Accipitriformes; Accipitridae.
GCCUCAGCCCGUGCCUGCCUGCCGGCGGCGGGGCGCGCGCGGCGUGUGGGGCUGGCACGCGCGCUGUUGUUAUUGGUGCCGCCGGCCGCGGCGGAGGGAGGGGGAGGGGGAGCGGGCGGGCGCCUCAGUCAGUGAGUUCUUUAAAGAUGGCCGGAGCGGCGGCGACUGCCGCCGCGACCCCCGUGUACUGCGUGUGCCGGGAGCCCUACGACGUGAGCCGCUUCAUGAUCGAGUGCGACAUCUGCAAGGACUGGUUCCACGGCAGCUGUGUUGGGGUAGAGGAGCACCAUGCUGUUGACAUUGAUCUGUACCAUUGUCCCAACUGUGCAAUUCUCCAUGGACCUUCUCUAAUGAAGAAGAGGAGGAACUGGCACAGACAUGACUACACAGAGUUGGAUGAUGGUUCCAAACCAGUGCAGGCUGGAACACGGACCUUCAUUAAACAGCUGCGGGCUCGCUGUUUCCCAAGUGCUGAUGAAGUAAUUUUGAAAAUGCAUGGAAGCCAGCUAACACAAAGAUAUUUGGAAAAACAUGGGUUUGAUGUUCCCAUUAUGGUUCCUAAAUUAGAUGGUCUGGGGCUCAGACUUCCUCCGCCAACUUUCUCUGUUUUAGAUGUGGAACGCUAUGUAGGUGGUGACAAAGUGAUAGAUGUAAUAGAUGUAGCAAGACAAGCAGACAGUAAAAUGAAGCUCCAUAAUUAUAUUAAGUAUUUCACAAAUCCUGACCGACCAAAAGUAUUGAAUGUGAUCAGCCUGGAAUUCUCGGACACAAAGAUGUCUGAAUUAGUGGAAGUACCAGAUAUUGCCAGAAAGCUUUCAUGGGUGGAAAAUUAUUGGCCAGAUGAUUCUGUCUUCCCUAAGCCUUUUGUUCAGAAGUAUUGCUUGAUGGGUGUCCAGGACAGCUAUACUGAUUUUCAUAUCGAUUUUGGAGGAACAUCAGUUUGGUACCAUGUUCUCUGGGGUGAGAAGAUAUUCUAUUUGAUCAAGCCCACUGAUGAAAAUUUGGCGCUCUAUGAGUCUUGGAGUUCAUCUGUCACCCAGAGUGAAGUAUAUUUUGGGGACAAGGUUGACAAAUGUUACAAAUGUGUUGUGAAGCAAGGACACACUUUAUUUGUUCCAACAGGCUGGAUUCACGCUGUGCUCACAUCUCAGGAUUGUAUGGCUUUUGGAGGAAACUUUUUGCACAACCUCAAUAUUGGCAUGCAGCUCAGGUGUUAUGAAAUGGAGAAGAGGCUAAAAACCCCAGAUCUUUUCAAAUUUCCUUUCUUUGAAGCCAUCUGUUGGUUUGUGGCCAAAAACUUACUGGAAACAUUGAAAGAACUAAGGGAAGAUGGUUUCCAGCCUCCAAGCUAUUUAGUGCAAGGAGUGAAGGCUUUACUUACUGCUUUAAAACUAUGGAUGAAAAAAGAACUUGUAACAGAACAUGCCUUUGAAAUUCCAGACAACAUUAGGCCUGGGCAUCUCAUAAAAGAGCUCUCAAAAGUGAUUCGUUCUGUAGAGGAGGAAAACAGCAAACUAGUUAAAACUCAGGGAAUUCUUGGUGCGUGUCCAACUUCACGGUCUUUGCAUGAAACAACUUCCCCUCACCACUCCAGACGAAGGGUGAGGAAACUGAGAGACCAUGCUGCCAAAACUCCUUCUAAUCUGGACAUCCUGGAACUCCACACUAGGGAGGUACUGAAAAGGCUGGAGAUGUCACCGUGGGAGGAGGACACCACAAGCUCAAAACUGAAUGGGAGAUUUAACAAGCCCUUUCAGCCAUCUUCUACAGUACCUGAAUGGCGAACAAAAGACAAUGAUCUUCGCCUUCUGCUGUCAAACGGAAGAAUAAUUAGAGAUGAGAGACGCCCAUUUACAGAUCGAAGUCUUUACACAGCAGAUAGCGAAGAUGAAGAUGACAGGACAAGGUCGAAAAAGAUGACUGUUAAGGUAGAAGACCAGCCCUCAGGAUUUGAAGGAGAAGGGAAUGCGGAUGCCCAGAAACCACUGAACAUGUUCUUUGAAAGUGUGAAAUCAGAACUCAGGAAUGGAUCCUCAGAGUACUCUGAUAUUUCUGAUUCAGAAGAAUCUGAGCCUGAUUGCACUACACAGCAGAAGGAUUCCUCCACAGAGGAGUCAGAAAGCUCAGGUGAUGAAGAGAAACAGGAAGUAACAUCAAAUUUCAAAGAAGAAUCUAAGGUCAUGAGAGACCUUUGUCAAAAUACCCAGAAGCCAUCCAGAAAUGAAACUCCCAGUAAAAAGGAAUGUCCUACCUCGACAAGUACAGAAGAAGAAGCUAUUCAGGGCAUGCUUUCUAUGGCAGGAUUGCACUAUACUACAUGUUUACCAGGUCAUACUCAAAGCACAGACUGCACAGAUAAAAGAACCUCUCUUCAGGAACACAGAAGCUACCCCAGGAGUCGGCAUAAAGACAGACAGCCAUCUCAGAGCCACAGAACAAUAGAAUGUGGUAGGUCUGUGAAGGAAGAGGAAGGAGACUUGGGGACUUCAGCAUGGGCUAGACACCUGAAUGAAGUUUCGAGGACUACCCCUCAGGAUACAAGUAAAACUCAAAAAUACGUUAAGAAAGAGGCUGCAUCAGAAGCCAAUCAUAAGGUUCAGGAAAACAGAAGUAUAGUCCACAACAACAGCUUGAGUUUUCAGCACAGCAAGUAUACACGAGACUCCAAUCUAAUUCAAGGAGAAUGUCGACUGAGUGAUGGCAGCCUUAGCCCUGACAGGCCGUAUGGUGAAACAUCCUUGUCUGUACCACUUCAUCCAACAAAGAGGCCAGCAUCAAAUCCACCCCCUAUCAGCAACCAGGCAACAAAAGGCAAACGUCCAAAGAAAGGAAUGGCAACUGCUAAACAGCGUCUUGGGAAGAUCUUGAAGCUGAACCGGAAUGGCCAUGCACGCUUCUUUGUUUAAUGUAGCUGCUACUUCUACUACUGCUGUCUUUCCUACACAGACCAGUAUUGAGGUCAACAGAGCCUGGAGCUGCUGUUAUUCCUCUGCUUGAAGCAGACUUGCAUGUACCAUAUAAAACACUGCCUGAUGAACAAAAACAAGAAAGAAAAAAAAAAUACAAAACAAAAAAAACAAACAAAAAAAAAACCAACCCAAUGCUGCAUUUUCACUGUGCCACACCUGCUCAGCAAUAACCAUACGGGAAUGGGGAAAUCUUCAGAGAGACACGGACUGUGAGAAAUAGUCUCUCAUCAGGGCUUGAAUAUCAUUUGUUGCUGGUAGUUUCUGACCUAAUUAAUGAGGGGAAGAUGAUGAAGGUGGUAUAUCAAUAAUUUAUUUCUGAUAGAUUUUGACAACUUUUAAAUUCAUUUAAAAAACCUAUUUAUUUGGAAGACUUUUUUUUGUGGGGGUUAUUAAUUUAGAUUUAAGAAUGUGAAAGUUUUUAAUUGUUUUGAUAAUGUAUGUUUGGUGCAGUGGAGAGCCACGUUAAUUGUGAUUAGUCUGGACUCCUAAAUUUGAUAUUCAGGUUAUAGUCUUAAAUAGGGGUGAGAUGCAUUAUUAAUUAUUUUUUAAAUUAAGGCAUAUGGAAUCUUAUUUUUUUUCCUGCUUUUUGUAAGCUAUUGGCUGGGCUUCUGUUGACUUGCAAGUUGCAUAUUCUCUGCCAGCUUGACUAUUUUUUGACCUGUCCUCUUUAAUACAGAUUUAUUUAUUUGAUGGACUAGAAGAGACUCUUAAAGACAGAAGAAUCUUCUUACAUCAGUCCAGUAGCUAACUUGUUUUAAACUGCACCCCUUUCCUCCAAACUGGAAUGCAUGCUUUUCCUCCUGAUGAUCUUCUGUCAUGAUUUUCUUCUGUAAAAAGGCUCCCUGAAAUUGUGUUUGUACAGGUUAUUUAAGAGGUGGUACAAAGGAGGGAAACCUAAUAUAUCUUUUUGGAGGAAUAGGGACAUCAGUUAAGAUAAAUGUUUCUUCAGAAUAAUUACUUUGAAAUAACUCGUAAGAUAUACGUUGCAGUCUCAAGAUUUGGCAUAUUACUUAAUGUAGCAUGGAAGAAGCAUUAAAAUAUUAUUAUUGUACUUUAAACACAUUUUACUGAAGAGUAAGGAAGGCAGGAGAAUGUGUGUUGCUUUCAAAGCUGGGUGAGACAGCCAAUUAAAAGUCUUAACUGGUGCAUAUACAAGCAUUAAGUAGCUUACUGGUAUCAGAAUGGUCAUUUGUGUCAGGCUUCAUACAGAGCUGAUAGCAAAUGCCGAUUCUGAAUUAUUGUAAAUAAUUUUGAUUUAAAAUUUGUAUUUUUCUGUAAUAUAAAAUUAAAUAUUUAACUUCUGGGGGAUGGGGAUGAAGGCGGGAAGGAGAAUACUUUUACUUGAUUCUGGAAAAAGGGCAUUUUGCAGGGUCCAGCCAAAAUGUAAACAUUAAUAUGCUAGUGACAACAAUAUUGUUGGUUGGUUAGGGGUUUUUUUGGUUGCUGAGAGUAAAAAUACUCAGGCAUAGUUAUACAAGUCAUUGAAUUGAUUUAACUUUCCAUACCAGUUUUUCCUUCCUCCAUAUUCUAUACUGGAAUAAUUUUCUCUUGUGGUUUAAAAACAAAUUCAGUUGGACUUUCCAGAAUAUUUGUGCAGUUAUUUUUGUCUAGGCUAGAUGAUGAAUGCCUUUACAAAUUUAUGGAAAGAGUUCUGAUGUCAGGUGUUUUUGAUUGUUGCAGGGUCAAAACUAUUUAGCACUAUGUUAUCCUGUUUCUGAAUUGAGAAACAUCAAAACAUAAUGCAACUGCAAAUAAGUCAGGUAGCUUUCAUGGCUUUACUUCCUCUGGAGCUUGAAAAUUAUAAUUUAAGAGUGUUUUUUGCAGCCCUGCAUUUACAUUAUAUUGACUUGACUUUAUAGUUUUUUGUGUAUUGUUUGCGCGUAUGGGUGAAUUUUUUUAACCUUUUUUGUUUGCUAAAUAUGGUUUCACAAAAGCAUGUUUUCAGUCUUUUUAAUUUUUUUUUUUUUUUAAUUUAAUUUAAUGCAAGCUAUCAACCUUGUUUAGACUAUUGGGAAUGGAGGUAAGAAAGGAUUUCUAAAAAGCAGAAGAUAAGCUAAGAGGUACUCUACAGGUGCUGAAAGUGACUAUAAGUACUUGCUGUUCUCAGGUGCUAUGUUUUCCAGAUGGAAAUAGUUAAAAGAGAAUAUUUUAACUAUCUUCUAAUAUGUUCUCACCAAAGUAAGUCAAAGAAAUAAACUGUUGUCAAUAUUAGUUAAAACUAUAUACCCAUAUAAAUACUCUCUGUGCUUAAGCUUGAGCAAAUGGAUUAAUGUCUGCCAGGCUUUGAAAACUGUUUUAGCUUUAGCAUAUUGAACCAAACUGUUUCCUUCUUGCUGGCUGUAUAAUUUUUAAGAAUAGAAAAUUGCAGUUUAGGGCAGCAGUCAGAUUCAGAGCAAAAUGAAGAACGAGCUCGCUCUCCUUAAAGGCAGAUUUUUUGAGAACGCUUAUCUGAAAUAGAAGUAUGCCGGAAUAGAAUCUGGAGUAAGGAAUUUUAAAAUAUGGAGUAUGCUUUCUUGUACAUGUGACUGGCUUAUACAAAGUCUCUUUUCUGACCAUCCACAUUAUUUAUCUGUAUUUUACUAUUGGAACACAGAUGUGGCUGGACCCAUAUAUAUUAUUUCUUCUUGGUUUUAUUCUUUCAUUACUCUUCUUUCUACCUUUUUUUUCAAAGUGGCUCUCCACUGUCAUGAAUUUAUGUAAUAGUCUCUUCACAGGCUGUCAACAGGCAGAGGUUCAAUCCAUUUUCUUCAAAUACCCAUGCUUCCAGCAGAAGUUAAUUCUGAUGUUCCACCUCAGAACAAAUAAUUUAAAAGAAAUUGCCAUGAUGAGCAGUAUUAAAAAAAAAAAAAAAAAAAAAAAAAAAAAAAAAAAAAAAAAAAAAAAAAAAAGGGGGCGGGGGGAAAAGUCUCCUGGUAGCUCAUGAAGAGGAUGUGGUGACCUCACUUGUUUUGUGUACUUGUAUGUAGGGAUAUUUUUAUUGUGUUCUAGAUGAAAACACUACUGCACCAAUCUUUCUGUAGAUGGACUGAACCUUGUGUUGUUGUAGUGGAGAGAAAAAGCCCUAUUUUUUUCCUUGCUGUCUCACUUGGGGUGGAAGAGGGAGGGAGUAGGGAACGCUGACAGGACAACAAAGAGAAUUAAGCCUGCUAUAGUAACUCAUUUUCAAGGAUAAUCUUUUCUGAAAAGUCAGAGAACUUGGAUUUGGCAUAAAACUUUUUUUUUUGUAGACAGAACAAUAGGAAAUGAAAUAUUGUAGGGGUUUUCCCAUUCUCUACGUUCUUACGUUCCUGCAAUUGAAAAAAGAAACAAACAUGAAAAUGGAAAGACCACCUAGAAACUAUAUCAAAGACUCUUCCAGCAACUUUCCCUUUUCUUCUCCUACUAUACUUGCUAAUAAACCCUGGCUACAAGGUAGCCUUUGUUGACCUCUGAGGUAGAUUACCUAUGCAACCUAUAAUACUCUACAUGAAUCCAUUCUUAAAGACAAUUUUGAAAGGGUUAGAUGUUGAGAGUUAAAAUUGUUGCUUUCUGAUCACGUGGGGGAUUUGGGGGGUUUUGGUUUUUUUUGGUAGUUGAAGUGCUUAUGUUACCUUUAGUAGAGAUAGAAGAGAGCACAGUGUCAUGAUCACAUUUGAGAAGCUUCAGCUUUCCGUAGGCUUUGCUAUAUGGCAUAAGCUACCUUCAUUCACAAGGCAAUGAACUUGUAAAUGUUGAAAAUUUUUGCAGGGUUUUGGAAUCAGAGCUGAUGUGAAUCUUGCUACCCCCUUUUUGGUAAUUGUGGAGACUAAGUAGAACUGAAGCUAGAAUGACCUGGUACUAGAAGCUUAUAACUAGUGCCCGAUUUAAGCUCCACAUGCUCACCUAUCCCUUCACACCCCCACCAUGUCCCCCAAAUCUAGUGUCUUUCCACAUAAUACUUUUCACGUAAUACUUCCAGACCAUUAAAAGCUGUUUGUAGCUCCGGGGUUGAGUGAGCCCAGAGCUACUGUUUCACAGAAAAAACAUAAAUGGAACCAAGGGCCUUACUAUUUGUGGUUAAACAAGAUUAAAAGCUGCAACAUCCAUUUUUCCAAAAAAAAAAAAAAAACCCCAAACAAAAAAAACCCCAACAAAACCACCCUAGUAACCCUCUUUGUGGGAGCGUAUGAGUGAUAAAUCAUGCAGUGGAUGGGAAGUUUAAGUAGCACUGAUAAGGAAAUGCAUGUUCUUCAUAGGCUGCAUUUCUGUUUGGAAAAAAAGACUUUUUCUACUUUUAAUAUAAAUUAAGCCAUAAGAGUUUCAUGCUGUGGGAAGGGAAUGAAAGGGAUCACUUUAAGAGAUUAUAUUGAUAUGUAUUGUCACUUCUGCUGGGAAAUGUCUAUUGCUGCCAGUGCUUUGGUGAAUCUUUUUUUUUAAAAAAAAAACAAUGAAUUUGAAAAAAAAAGAAAAGGGGGCUAGUUCUUGGCUAUAUUUACUAGUUUUGUAGUAACGUUUUGCUGGCCCGUUUGUCUCUUCCUCUCCUUUUUCUACUCUCAUAGUCUAAUUUCUAUCUUUCCUUCUAAUGUGUCUGAAAAUAUUAGCUUGUCUGCUCAGUAGAGGUCGGUGUAUGUGUGUCUUCCUUUUUACAGAAACGCACUACUGUGUUAAGUAUUUGGCUGGGAAAUGGGAUGCUGCAGCUUUAAGAGCAUUUUUUUCAAUUCAUAACAGUAUUUCCCAUCCUCUUUUGCCUGCAGGCAGGGAAAGUGUAUGUACAGUAUUUAUUUUGUUUUGAUUUUACUUUAAAUUUGUAAGUUUCUAUAAGUAGUUCACAUUGAUUAUUCUAGAGGAGGACAAGUGGCUUUGUUUAAAUUUGUAUUUGAUAUUCAUAGUUUCCACUUUCUGUACUUUAAAAUACUGAAAUUAAAAAAUUGUAUUGCUUAUGUUUUGAUUUUAGCACUCCAAAGUGUUUAAUUUCUUCAGACUUCUGCUCAUUUGCUUCAGUGUAAAUACAGAAAACUGUACAGAAUAUCAUGAGGAGAAAAAUGCUUUUCUAGGUCCAAUCUCUGUGCCCUUUACUUGUCACACUUUAAAGAAGAAGUUUUCUGGAGAAAUGUGAGAGGGAAUAUUCUCAUACUUUUUAAAAAUUUUUUUCAAAGUGCGAAUCUCAUUUCAAUCCAUGUGUAUUAUAUGGCAACUAAAUGCAUUUUGUGAAGAUGUGUAUAUUCUUUUUGAAUCCUAAUGUAAAACGGAGGUGGAAGUGUUUGUGAUCCAUCAUAUUAGCACAUCUAUAACUGUAAAAAGGGUGUCAAAUGGUAUUUUCAUGUUCUUGCUCUUGGUUUUUGUUCAGGUUUGUCUCAUGGUACUGAUGACUGACUCAUCUCUUGAUUUCUUCUUAUUAUUAUUCCUUUAAGUGUGUGCAGUUUCUGGAAGAAGAGAUUUCUUUUUCAGACUUCCAUGUACUUUGUCAUACUAGCUUUUAUCCCAGAUGACUUCUCUGCUGAUUUCUCCCACCACAUGUUGUCUUCUGAUUUACAGUUGUCACUGCUCCCUGUUUUGACUCCGUAUGGCGGCAGUACAGUGUUUGCAUGUGGGUACACUACUUGGGGGUAACAGAAGCAUUACUGUGUUGCACUCCAACUCCGUGUGAUGCAUUUUCUUCUGCAGAUAGUGCUCCAUGCUACUGAACUGCUUCAGUGCUGUGAUGGGCAGACGCUUAGAUUCCAGUGGUGGUCAUUUUAUGAGAACCUUAGAUAAAUGAUGCAGCAAUGGCAUUGAAAGAACCAGGUGGCAAAAGGUGUUUGAUUUGAGUGUCCUCUGCAGCUGCUCAAGUUUACUUCUUAGCCUGGCUUUUACUUUACAGAGAAUUUAUGGUUGACUAUAAUGACUAGGAGAUCUGUUCAUGGACCAGGACUUCAUUGUGCCAGGUGCUUUACAGACAAAGAACAAGAAUGCUGACCUCAUCAAACCAUGUACUGCUUAAGUAUAAGAUUGAAAUAGUUUAAAAAAAAUCCCAACAAACUAGAAGGUUCUGUGGCCUACAUGGUAGUGUUGUAGAUUUUGGGGGCGUAAGCUUCUGUGCUGUUUCAAAAACAAAUUUCAUUUGAGUGGAGUAGGAAAUCAUGAGGAAAACUCAUUAUUUAAGUACAAGGGAUGAAGAUGAAAUAUUUAUCUGUCCAGAAAUCAGUUCCUACUGUAUUUUGACAUGCCUUUACAUCUUUUCAAUUAAUGUGUUAAAACUGAUUUUAAAUUUGGUUAGCCAAAGAUUUGCCAAAGAUCUGAAAGAGCUGUUUGUCUAUCAGACUAACCACAUAUUUUGAAAAAGUCUUGAUCACUGUGAUUGAAGAACAAUGCUACAACCUACGCAUUUCCAUCAGACAGACUCAUCUGGAUUUGUCACACUGAACUCGCUGCUUAUACUAAUGUUUUGGUCUUAAAACAACAGACUUAAGAGAGCGCCUUAGUGGGCCACAAAUACAAGUUUCAUACCCCUAUAAAAACCUGUAUAAGCACCUUUACUAUUUGUCCUUUUGUUUUUGCCAGCUACGCACCAGAGCUUUUCUCUGUGACUGCUGUUUGGUGGAUAAUAGGUAGGAUAAUACACUGGAAAAUAUGUGAAAUAUCUCAAAGUGCUGCUUUAAAUGCUACUGGAUAGCCUUCAGCACCUGGAGCCAUAUUUCCAUUAAAAGUCAGAGUUUCUGUUUUUCUGCUUUUCUAUUUGGGGAGGAUGGGGAAAUACUUACCUGGAUUGUUCUUUCCUAAUGGACAGAUGGAUUUUAAAGAUUUCAAGGCUACCAAAUAUGGCAAAAGAAUUGAAUUUCUAAUGUCAGGGAAUGGGCAAGAUACCCUUCUUGGUAUCUGAAGACUAAAGUUGUUGGGUUUGUUUUUCUUUUUCUUUUUUUCUUUUCUUUUUCUUUCUUUUUUUUUUUUAAAAAUCAACAGUAUUCUACUGUGUUUCCAGUAGAGUACCUCCUUGUAAAGUGCCUACAAACUUGGUUUUGUGUACAUUUAGUGAAGUUCAAGUCUUUCGCUGGAGGGUUUCUCAUGACCUGCUUAAGUUGUGAAGCUAUUGUGGUGGUGGCUCAUCACUUAACACAUUCAACCAAACCUUCUCUUAUUUGUUUUAUUUAGAUAUAACUUUGGAUAGAUGAUGGAAACCUGAGUAGUAGAACAAUUAUGGUGAAGUCAAUCACGCUGAGUGUUGGUUUCUGUAGAAACUUUUUUUUUCUUUGUAUAGAAGUAUUUCUCCUGGGAGCCCUUGAAAUUAUGCUUUUACUGCUGGUAAGUAAUGUCAACUAUCUCAAGCCAAAAGUUAAUGAGGACUGAAACUAAAACCAGAAUGUUACUGUUAGUUAUUCUGAUAUAACCAGGAAUUUUAAAUGCCUUUGUUUCUACAGCUGUCAUUGACUAAAGUCUUUACCUGCAGAAGAAAUACCUGGUGAUCAAGGCGGUGAAUAAAGUCUGUCAUUGCUAGAGCUCAUAGUAUUCCACAUAACAGCCAGCUAAUAAGACAGUUUGCUUUGUCUAGACUAAGGUCUGAUUUCUCUGAAGCCAAUUAUAUUCAGUCUUUAGAAUAAGUACUGCAAAUUUUUGAAGAAUUGUGUUUGGCUUAAUAGAUCUAUUUAUCUGUACUGCUCCUGCUGUAUUUGCUUUGGUCUUGGAAAAAAUACUCUACUUUGGAACAUAUAAGUCAACUAAAAGAACAGUAUACAAAGA